Molecule: messenger RNA, 1568 nt
Organism: Trichosurus vulpecula (common brushtail)
Lineage: Eukaryota; Metazoa; Chordata; Mammalia; Diprotodontia; Phalangeridae
Product: interstitial collagenase-like
Exons: 10
Coding region: 59-1468 (469 amino acids)
Biological process (GO): extracellular matrix organization; collagen catabolic process; proteolysis
Cellular component (GO): extracellular matrix
Molecular function (GO): metalloendopeptidase activity; zinc ion binding
Source: RefSeq, a predicted model, not a curated record
AAAUCAAGAGGCAGGUAAAGAGCUGCUGCAUUAGCCUGAGACCUAGAGAAGGGCAAGAAUGAAGAGCCUUCUCCCUCUGCUCAUCCUCUGCCUCACAGGCUCCCAUUGCUUCCCUGCACAUUUGGAAAUUAAAGAGCAAGACCGAGAAAUGGUCCAGAACUAUCUUGAGAAAUUCUAUGACCUAAAAACUGUUGGAGUGAAACUUACAAAGAACAAAGACAGUAGCCCAGUUGUUGAGAAGCUCAAGAAAAUGCAGGGAUUCUUUGGAUUGAAAGUUACUGGGAAGCCAGAUAAUGAAACUCUAACGAUGAUGAAACAGCCUAGAUGUGGGGUCCCUGAUGUGUCUCGGUUUGCCGUCACUGAAGGAAAUCCUAAGUGGGAAAAGAAAGACCUUACCUACAGUAUUGAAAACUACACACCAGAUUUAGCAAGGGAAGACGUGGACAAUGCCAUCAGGAAAGCAUUUAAAGUCUGGAGUGAUGUGUCCCCCUUGACAUUCACCAAGAUCUCUGAGGGUGAAGCAGAUAUAAAGAUCUCUUUUUACUAUGGAGAUCAUCGUGAUAAUUCUCCCUUUGAUGGUCCCAAUGGAAUUCUUGCUCAUGCCUUCCAACCAGGCCCAGGUAUUGGAGGGGAUGCUCAUUUUGAUGAAGAUGAAAAAUGGACAAAAGACCAUAGAAAUUACAACUUGUACCGUGUUGCUGCCCACGAGUUCGGCCAUUCUCUGGGUCUUUCCCAUUCCUCUGAUAUUGGUGCCUUGAUGUACCCCAGCUAUGCUUUCAGUGACCCCAAUGAUAUCCAGCUUUCUCAGGAUGAUAUUGAUGGCAUUCAAGCCAUCUAUGGGCCCAGUGAUAAUCCCAUCCAGCCAACAGGACCAACAACACCACAAGCCUGUAAUAGGAAAUUAACCUUUGAUGCUGUCACCACACUCCGGGGAGAAAAAAUGUUCUUCAAAGACAGGUUCUACCUCCGUAAGAGCCCCUAUGAUUCAGAGGCAGAAGUCAAUUUAAUUUCUCUGUUCUGGCCAAGUCUCCCAAGUGGGAUUGAAGCUGCUCAUGAAGUUACAGAACACGACAUAGUCAGGUUCUUCAAGGGUGACAAGUAUUGGGCCACACGGGGACAGGAUGUGUUGCCAGGUUACCCCAGGAGCAUCCACAGGUCGUUUGGUUUUCCUACAACUGUGAAGAAAAUUGAUGCUACUUUUUCUGACGAAUAUGAUGGAAAAACAUACUUCUUUGUAGGGAACAAGUACUGGAGAUAUAAUGAACGCAGAAGAUCUAUGGAUGCAGGUUAUCCAAAACUGAUAACAAAUGACUUUCCUGGAAUUGGGAGCAAAGUUGAUGCUGUUGUCAGUGACAAUGAGUUCUUGUAUUUCUUCAGUGGAACAAGGCAGUAUAAAUUUGAACCCCAAACCAAGAGAGUUGUAGCUCUUUUGAAGACCAACAGCUGGUUUAACUGUGGAAACUACUGAGCAAGAUUUGAAGCUAUUUUGUAAGCACUGGGAAGAUAUUUUCUAAAAGAGCCAGAUUUUUCAGUAUUCAGUACCUUUUUUGUACCUGGGAGGUUAUUGU